CAUAUACAUGGGCUUGGGCUCAUUGAGUGAAACAUAUGAGCUUUCGGUUGGUUAAUGCCCCCAAACAAAAAGUUCCUGUCAUUAAACCCUAACUUGAGAAAUUUAAGGUAGACAAAAGCUACAAGAUGCCUUCGAAGAAGAAGCAGCCGAGGACGCCAUCACGGCUAUCCAAUUCAGAACCUCCUGCUUCCCCACGAACUCCAUCGUCUUCAACAGCGAGUCGAGAUGCAUAUUACAUCAACGAAGAGGAACUCAGGAUACGUAUAGAACAAGCUUCCGCUGCGUUUCCUUGUCUCCUCGGCAAAUCAGCAAUCAUCGGAAGAGUAGCUGAUGUAGCACCCGAGUCCAUAAGAGGGUCCAAGAUUUGGCUGUCGGAAACUUCAAUGGUCGCUGCUUCCCUCAUCCCUGGCUCCACUGUAUCGGUAUCACUUGCUUGCACAGAAAGUCACAGCUUCCCUCUCAGUUCGAUAAAAGCUGAAUAUGGAGUUGAAUGCGACAGUAGCAUUGCUGAUGAUGAUGAACCAGGGAACUAUUUUGUUCUCGCCACCGUUUUACCUUCUUCAAAGGUUUUGAAAGAUGGUGUUCGUAUCUCAGUGAAUCUUCGCUAUGGCCUUGGUUGUCCUGUUUCAGGGAGGACUGUUUUCGUUUAUCCUGUUGGUAGACCUUCUUCUUUAAGUGAUCGAUUCAAUGUUAAUGGCGGAGCGCAUGAAAAUGACGUCAAUGAUCUUUCUCUGCUUGCCUGCAAAGAGUUGUGUCUCGCGUUGACUCCGUUUGGGAAUAUGUCACCAGCAGAAAAGCUUUCGUUUGAAAGCUCUCAUGAGCAGAACGGAAACGGGAACUCAACACCUAAGACACCAUCAAACUCUCAAAAGCCUAGCUCUCCGGCUUCAUCAGUAAAAGGGGACGCCUCUGUUUUGAGUAUUAAGCAACAGUUUCCAUCUGAAAGUUUGGUUGAUGUAAGAGAAGUCUUGAGCAACGAAAGUUCUAAGAAGCUUUUGCAGAUUUGUGCAGCUUCGUGGCUUUACCCUUGUAACCUCCUAUAUGGGAAUUUUGUUGCUGUACCGAUUCUCACGGAAACUUGUGUAUUCUGUGUCAAGAGGGGUAAUAAAAAGGCGUCUGAUACCUCCAAUAGAAACCAUGCUUUUGUGAUCAACCGGGAAACUAAAGUAUACCUCCAUCAUACACUGGCCUUAGCAUCUGUGCAAGAUCUGCAGUUUGAUGACGAUGAUGGAGAAGAAAACUUGGGAUGUGAAAUCUCAAAGUUAGGUGGUCUCUCUAAAGAAUACGCAAUUUUAAGAGACAUAGUUGUUUCCUCGUCCACUAAAAGUUCCUUAUCAAGUCUUGGUUUGCGACCUACGAAGGGAGUGCUUAUUCACGGACCUCCAGGCACAGGAAAGACAUCUUUGGCUCGGUCUUUUUCCCGUGAUUGUGGUGUCAACUUCUUCUCUGUGAAUGGAGCUGAGAUUAUAAGGCAGUUUGUGGGUGAAAGCGAGAAAGCUCUAGAAGAGGUUUUCAGAUCUGCUAGCAAUGCUACACCUGCCGUGGUGUUCAUUGACGACUUGGAUGCAAUAGCCCCUGCAAGGGAGGAAGGAGGAGAAGAGUUGUCACAGAGGAUGGUGGCUACAUUACUGAAUUUAAUGGAUGGAAUAAGUAGGAGUGAUGGAGUCGUUGUAGUUGCUGCAACCAAUAGGCCUAACAGCAUUGAGCCUGCCCUUAGACGACCAGGAAGACUUGACAGGGAAAUUGAAAUUGGUGUGCCAUCUUCUGCACAACGGUUAGAUAUACUUCAGACAAUUCUCGGUGGGAUGCGGCAUUCACUUUCAGACACGCAGCUUGAACAACUUGCUGUGGGAACUCACGGUUUUGUAGGUGCAGAUCUAGCUGCGCUGUGUUGUGAGGCAGCCUUUGUCUGUUUAAGGAAGCAUCUUGAUCAGGAAAGUUCAUCUAUUACUGCUUCUGAGUGCAGAGGUUCCGAGUCCUCUACAGAUAUGGCAGACGUAUCAUCUGAUAGUUCGGAUUCUGCAUCGUCAUGUCUCACAGUUUCACCCUCGACUUCAGCGGCACGUCAUGUCUCCGUAGUGGCAGACAAUUUUGUAAACAGUGGCAACUCUUGUUCUGAACAGAUGCUUAGCAGAGAAGGAGAACAUGCCUUGAGUGUAGGAUAUGAAGAUUUUGAGAAAGCAAAGAUCAAAAUCAGACCUAGUGCCAUGCGUGAGGUGAUACUAGAGGUACCUAAAGUUAACUGGGAAGAUGUUGGUGGCCAGAAGGAGGUGAAAAACCAGCUAAUGGAAGCAGUAGAAUGGCCUCAAAAACAUCAGGACGCAUUCAAGAGGAUAGGAACAAGGCCACCAAGUGGGAUACUGAUGUUUGGUCCUCCUGGAUGCAGCAAGACCCUUAUGGCACGUGCGGUAGCUUCUGAAGCGGGGCUGAAUUUCCUUGCAGUCAAAGGUCCAGAAUUGUUCAGCAAAUGGGUUGGUGAAUCUGAGAAGGCUGUGAGGUCCCUUUUCGCAAAGGCAAGAGCUAAUGCCCCUUCGAUUAUCUUUUUCGAUGAGAUUGAUAGUCUUGCCUCCAUUAGAGGGAAAGAGAACGAUGGUGUUUCGGUUUCGGAUAGAGUGAUGAGCCAACUUCUUGUGGAACUCGAUGGUUUGCAUCAAAGAGUUGGUGUUACUGUUAUUGCUGCUACAAAUCGGCCUGACAAGAUCGAUUCUGCUCUUCUAAGGCCUGGACGGUUUGACCGAUUGCUAUAUGUUGGACCACCUGAUGAAGCUGAUCGUGAAGCGAUACUCAAAAUUCAUCUGCGAAAAAUCCCUUGCAGCUCUGAUAUUUGUCUAAAAGAGCUCGCUUCUGUUACCAAAGGGUACACAGGAGCUGACAUAUCUUUGAUUUGUAGAGAAGCAGCUAUUGCGUCACUUGAGGAGAGUCUUGAAGCAGAAGAAAUAAGCAUGCGGCAUUUAAAAGCAGCGAUCAGCCAAGUGGAGCCAACAGAUAUUCAAUCUUACAAAGCACUGUCUGAAAAGUUCCAAAGACUUGUUCACACAGAUCCACAAAGAGACAACGAGGAGGUUGAACAGCCAGGAAACAAAAACCAAAGACCGUCACUUACUCUAUGGACGCCAUUGAAAUCGAUUGUGAUGUUCCUUCGCCGCCAAAUUGGUUCGUAAACAAGAGUUUUGUCAAUCUCAUCUUUGCUUGUGUGUAUUGCUCAGAAGAAACAGUUGGAAGCGAUGUUAUUAUAUCGUCAUGUAACAUUUUUGCCUAUUUAAGUCGAUACAUUUUGUCCGUCUCUUGAGUUUGGAAGAGUCAACGUAUAUAUAAAUGAUAUGAUAUGUGUGAACUUGGAAGACUGA
Messenger RNA from Brassica napus (rape), 3347 nucleotides. RefSeq names its product calmodulin-interacting protein 111. The record is from RefSeq and is a predicted model, not a curated record. The transcript has 11 exons. Bases 126 to 3161 code for a protein of 1011 amino acids. Lineage: Eukaryota; Viridiplantae; Streptophyta; Magnoliopsida; Brassicales; Brassicaceae. Gene Ontology annotation, cellular component: chloroplast; cytoplasm. Gene Ontology annotation, molecular function: ATP hydrolysis activity; ATP binding.